GAUGAGUCAAUUUAGAUAAGAAGAUAAUUAAAAAUAAGAGAUCUAAGAUGAUAAUCUAAUGUUUUAUAUAAUUUUAAUUUUAUAGAAGGCAAAUACCUAACUAUAGUAGGUUUCUACCUAUAGCAAAUAUAAACAGGAUCAUGAAAAAGGCACUUCCUGAAAAUGCAAAGAUUGCUAAAGAUGCAAAAGAAACAGUCUAAGAAUGUGUUUCAGAGUAAUGAAUAAAUAAAUAAAUAGAUUCAUUUCAUUUAUAACAUCAGAAGCUUGUGAAAAAUGUAAGAAUGAGAAAAGAAAGACAAUAAAUGGAGAAGACUUAUUGUAUGCCAUUAAUACAUUAGGUUUUGAAAGUUAUGUAGAUAUAUUAAAACUCUAUUUAAAUAAAUAUAGAGAGGUAUGACAUACAUUAAAUUGGAUAGGCAGUUAAAGCGGUAGAGGGUACUACAGGAGCAACAAAUUAAAAAAGGAAAAGGUAAAAUUCAUCAGAUGAUGAUGAAGAGGAUGAUGAAGAAGAUGAAGAAGAUAAUGAUGAUGAUGAUCAAUCGUGAAC
Molecule: messenger RNA, 547 nt
Organism: Paramecium pentaurelia
Lineage: Eukaryota; Ciliophora; Oligohymenophorea; Peniculida; Parameciidae
Source: the annotation of a GenBank genome assembly